Drosophila grimshawi is the source of this 1964-nucleotide messenger RNA. RefSeq names its product BUD13 homolog. Gene Ontology annotation, biological process: mRNA splicing, via spliceosome. The transcript has 2 exons. The record is from RefSeq and is a predicted model, not a curated record. Gene Ontology annotation, cellular component: U2-type spliceosomal complex; RES complex. The coding region runs from base 35 to 1825 and encodes 596 amino acids. NCBI's taxonomy places the organism in Eukaryota, Metazoa, Arthropoda, Insecta, Diptera, Drosophilidae. Gene Ontology annotation, molecular function: RNA binding.
AACAAAAAAAAUAGAAAACGGCGCAUUUAUUGCAAUGUCGAUGCAAAAUGCCAAAUUAAUCAAUCAAAAGGAGUAUCUGAAGAAAUAUCUCUCCGGCGACAAAGAGAAGAAGAAGAAGAAGGAAAAAAAGCAGAAAAAGAAAGCCGACGCCAAGGUGAAAAUAAUUGACGACGAUGCUUGCGACGCGAACACGGAGGAAAUGGACGAGGAUCUGUUGCUGGGCGGCGAGGAUGCGCCGCAAAUUGUGGGCGAAUACAUCGAGGAGAAUGCGAACGCGAUGCGCUGCAAGUGGCGCAAUAUUGCUGUGAAAGAUGAGCCCAAAACGGAACAAAACGAGGCAAAUGACGGGCGCAUCAAGGAGGAGCCCAGGGACGAUGAGCAGGCGGAUUUGUGGGGCGUUAAAGUCAAACAGGAGCGAGGAGCGAGAAACAGCCCGCUCGCCAUACGAAUCAAGCAGGAGAAGCGCAGCAGUUCCAGGGAGCCAACUCCAUGGGAGCAGCAGCAGUCGCCCAGGCGGAGAAAGAGACGGGAUUCGGAUGUGAGUCCGAUGAGGAAACGUCGCAAUUCAGAUCAGAGUCCACCGAGAAGACAACGUGAUCAGAGUCUGCCGAGGAGACACAAAUCGCCAUCUAUAAAACGGCGUGAUUCGGAUCAGAGUCCACCGAGGAGACAUCCCAAUGCAGAUCAAUCUCCGCCCAGAAGAAGAAAACACUCAGAUCAGAGUCCACCAAGAAGACGUCCCGCAGCAAAUCAAACUCCACCUCGGCGCCGAGCUGACUCCGAUCAGAGUCCAGCCAGAAGGCGACGGGACUCCGAUCAAAGUCCACCGAGGAGACCCCAAACAUCGCCUCGAAAUAGACGCAACUCGGAUCAGAGUCCACCCAGGUGGCGAGUACAAUCUCCGGGCCGAAAAAGAAGUGCUGCGGAUCAGAGUCCAUCAAGGAGACACAAAUCGCCGUCUAUAAAAAGACGUGAUGCGGAUCAGAGUCCACCAAGGAGACGUCCGAUUACCAGCACCGAUCAAUCGCCGCCCCGAAGGAGAAGGGAUUCGCCGCCGCCCCGUAUGACUAGAAAGGAGGAGAAACGCACUUUAUCCUCGCCGCCGGCACAGCGUGAGCGCAAGAGUCGCUGGGCCAGGACGACGCCAAGUCGAACACCAUCGCCUCCGCCGACGCACAAGCCGAAGACGCAAUCGAUGCGCACCCUGGAUGGCAAAAAGGCAGGACUCCAGGAUGCCAAAUCCCUGAAGACCGAAUCUGAUUCGCGACGACGCGAUGAACUCCGAAUGUUUGAGCAGAUGUCCAGCGAGGUGAGCGGUCGUCAUGCCGAAGUUCAAAUGCGUAGCACGGGAAGACGGGGUCGUCGGGCGCGCGAGGCUGCUGAGGAGGAUCCCGCGGAGCAGCAGCGGAAGGCGGCGCACGAGGAGAAGAAAAAGGAGCUGUACGAGCGCUGGGGCAAGGGACUCAAGCAGCUGGAGGAUCAACGAACGCGUCACGCGGAAAUGGCACACGAGGCCGCCAAGCCGGUGGCUCGCUAUGCCAACGAUGAGGAUCUGGAUCGGCAUUUGCGGGAACAGGAGCACGCGGACGAUCCCAUGCUGGAGUACAUGCGACAGAAGCGCAAGAAGCGCGAACAGCAGUCCGAUAACCCCGUGCUGCCCGUCUACGAGGGCAGCUAUCCAGAGAAUCGAUAUGCCAUCCGGCCCGGUUAUCGAUGGGAUGGCGUCGAUCGUUCCAAUGGCUACGAGCAGCGAUGGUUCGACAAGCAGAACGAACGGCGGGCGGUGCAAGACGAGGCCUACAAGUACAGCGUGGAGGAUAUGUAAACAUAUCACUGUAUUUAACACAAAAUAAAAUAUAUUUUUAUAAAAAAAAAGUGCUAUCGAUAACUGUUUCAAAUGGCGCGCCCAAUGCGCUCCUUAACGUCACUGUAGAAACAUAAUUUCAAUCAGUUUUAUUUAAAUU